This is a messenger RNA of Drosophila navojoa, 1002 nucleotides long. RefSeq names its product Pyrroline 5-carboyxlate reductase (gene P5cr). Gene Ontology annotation, molecular function: pyrroline-5-carboxylate reductase activity. Lineage: Eukaryota; Metazoa; Arthropoda; Insecta; Diptera; Drosophilidae. Gene Ontology annotation, biological process: L-proline biosynthetic process. The record is from RefSeq and is a predicted model, not a curated record.
AAACAAUUUUCGCAAUCGAUAAGCUAACUAUUUUCGUUUCUGUUGACCGGCGAUAUGGCAAAGUUGGAUGAGCGUAUUGGAUUUAUUGGAGGCGGAAAUAUGGCCUUUGCUAUUGGUUCUGGGCUGAUUGCUGGAGGAAUUGUUAAGGCCAGCCAAGUUAUGGUGUCCGGACCGCAUCUUGAAAAUCUGUCUCGCUGGCGUGAUUUAGGCGCAGUGACAACUGAUGAGAACUAUGAUGUGAUGGAGCACACAGAUAUUAUUUUCAUUUGUGUUAAGCCUCACAUGCUAGCCCCGUGUGCAGCACAGCUCAAAUACAAAUACGUUCCAUCAGCAAAGGACGCUAGCAAAUUGUUAGUCUCGGUUCUAGCGGGCACAACAUUAAACGCCCUCGAAGAGAAAUUCGCAUUUAUUGAAACAUCGGCACUUAAGAUUAUACGAACAAUGCCUAACACUUCUAUGCAAGUGGGAGAGGGAUGCACUGUAUACGCAGGCAACUCACAUUGCUCGCACCAAGAUCUAGAAAAGGUCCAUUUGAUGCUUAAUUCUUUGGGUCUUGCUCAGCAAGUGCCAGAGACUAUGAUCGAUGCCGUUACAGGGGUCACAGGCUGCGGACCAGCAUUUGUUUAUACCAUUAUAGAGGCUUUUGCCGAUGGUGGAGUAAAGCAAGGCGUACCGCGCCAGAUGGCAUUGCAAUUCGCCGCCCAGACAUUGCUGGGCGCUGCCAAGACUGUGCUGCUGACUGGAAAGCAUCCAGCCGUUCUCCGCGACGAGGUCUGUUCACCUGGCGGUUCGACUAUUGUGGGUGUGCACGAACUCGAAAAGGGCAAUCUAAGAGCCACAAUUAUUAAUGCUGUGGAAAAGGCAUCAUUGCGGUCAGCGGAGUUGGGAAAAAAGUAAAGUGACCCCUUUGGAAUGUUUGUUCCUUCCUUGUUAUAGCUCUCUAGGCAUAUAUAUAGGACAAAUAGUUCUAUGUAAAUAUAUUAAAGUCGGUGAUACAAUCAA